This is a messenger RNA of Lymnaea stagnalis (great pond snail), 8997 nucleotides long. The record is from the annotation of a GenBank genome assembly. NCBI's taxonomy places the organism in Eukaryota, Metazoa, Mollusca, Gastropoda, Lymnaeidae.
CUCAAGUUUCAAAGGUUCAAAUAACAGCAACAAAGCCAUCACCUGUAAUUAUCCUAACUUUGUGUGAAGUGGAGAUUUUUGGUGGUAAGUUUUAAGUAAAAAAAUGACAAGUAUCUUUAUAUCAGCCUUAAAAUUAAAUAUGGCAUAUUAUUUAUAAUAUUAAAACACAGAUUAGACCAAUUGUUAGUGGAAGAUAUAGGCGUCAAAAAUUUACGAUAAAAAGCUCCGUGUGACUGUGUUUGUUAAUUAGUUAGUUUGCUCGUUUGUAGAUAUGUUGAUCAAUCACAUGAAAACCAAACAAUGAAAAGCAACCAACAUUUGCAUGGCCAUUUCUCCUACCUACAGAUGGUUCCUGCACAGUUUGGCAAUAGUUCCGUUACCGUUAUAUAAUUUAACAUAUUUAAUGUAGCAGGUUCUCAAAUGCAUUUUCCUUUUAACUGCCUAAGCCAUAACAGAAGGAUUUGUUUAAAAUGGAAGCUACCACGUCAUUUUUUGCAUCUAGGCCAAAUUAGUAAACAUAAGUUUCAUUAUAAAUUUUAUUUUAAAUCGCUUGAUUUCAAACUAAUAAAAUUCAAAUUUUUUGUGCAGGAUUGCCUAUUUUUACGUUUUAACCAAUUUUACUGAGCCAAUUUUUAGAAUAAAAUGUGUUCGUUUCCUAACCUAAAAUAAUCUUUGCCUUAAAUUUUCAAGAUUAAGUUCUUUUGAAUUUUUAGAGGCCAAAUAGUAAAAUAUUAGGAAAAAACAAUAUUUUGUUAGACAUUUAUUCAAACAGUUCCGGCAACUAACGUAAAACAAAAAUGACAUGUUUUGAAUGAGUUUCAUAUUCCAUUUCAAUUUAUAAACGGCAAUAGGUUUGGCAAUGGUGUAUACCCAUUUUAAAGAGGCAUCAACUUUAAAUAAACAGAAAUACACUACAGUUCAUUGUAUUGUAUAUUGCUGGUUGCACAUUUUUUAAGUAUUAUAUAUUUCUAUGGAAUUCAUAAAGAAUACUUUUGCGUACUAAGGGUUAACCGAAAGUAUAAUCAUAUAACGUGCGUAUUUUCUGCGAGCCCACACCGCCUGUCAUCCGCACCAAAGUAUCCUAAAUCAACACACUUCGCUUCCCUGGACUGUUCACACUUUAUAUAUGAAUGUGACAUAGCAGCAGUUUUAAGCUAGUAAAUAUUUCUCUAUAAAAUCAUCAUUAUGCUUCAUAGCUUUUCACACUGUAAAUUACGGUAUGCGCCUGCCGACGUUGGCAACCCGGGUAUGGUGGUUAACUACAUGCGGACAAGUGCUUACAAGGACAUUAGAUUAGAGAAACGAUUCAACUAUUUAAAUUGAAAAUAGAUUGCUAGUAAUGAUAUUUAAGGGGCGCACUUAAAAGGUUAUAAAAGUCAAAUUUAUGGAAUUAUUUAUUAAAAUGAUGGAUCAUGAUAUCAUUGUUAAUUAUACAAAAAGCUUCAGCAUUGUCUUUUACAUAAAAUUUGAUGACUAAAGUCCAGGAUUCUUUUGACAGGUAAUAAGUUAGGGAUAUUAAAUCUGGGAAAACUUUAUUUUAGUACAUUUUCUCUCAUAUAACUGUUUUAUGGAAUAGUGAUUUUAAUUGCAUUAUUUUUAAAUUUACGAUAUUAGAUUUUUCAUUGGUUCGUCGAGGAUCGGAGUCUCCAGGCUGUACUUUUUUCUUCCGGAUACAUUUUGAUUUAUUCCGUUCUUGAGUUCCUUGACCCCGACGUAAUCUGGUGAUGUCUAAGAUACGAUUAAGUGUUUUAAAAUGAUUCUUCUAUGAUGACAAAUUAUGCAGUUAAAAUAUAUUCACCAAUAACACAUUUACUAUCAACUAUUAGAUAUAACUUGGUAUAGAAAAGAUAGCAACAAUCAGUUAUGUAGUAACAUUCAGGGAUUGACACAAUAAAUACAAAUCAUUAAUAAUUUAACAUUUGCUUGAUUGAAACAGAAGAUGUGCUUUGUUGAGAUUUAGAUACCUUUUGCCUCUGCGGGGAUCAGUGGCAUAUCUAGGUUUGAUGUCACCAGGUGCAAUUAAUUCUUGGUGUAAACCACCCCACCCCCCGAAGCUUCCAUGAUGGAUUUCGUCUUGUUAAAAUAAGCCAACAUUACAACAAUGACAAGAAUAAAAAACACAAAAAAUCGAAUGUUAUGAGGUCAAUGUAUUAAUAAACUGUUACAAUUUUAAGUUAAUUUGUUUUAACAUUAAAUUUACGUCAUUUAAAAUUUCCCUUUCCUUGUCUUAAAAGCUACAAACCUAUCCAUGACUUGAUCAAUUUCAAUGAACUUCACUGUAUAAAUUUUAAUUGAUAGCAGAGCCCCAUUAGAAAGCCUAGGUGGAUAAAAAAUAUUUCUUGAUUAGCCUUAGUUUUGAAAAGCUCCGCUCACAUGAAGGUCAUACACAGAUGUCGUAAGAAAAAAAUAAAGGCUUAGCUAAGUAUUAGAAGAGAUUCUAACCAGUUACAAAUUUGGAUUUUGUUUCUGUAAUAUUAGCAACACAUAAUCUCCAGUAAAAACAAUACAAUUUCUGACUGACGAGUGAAUAAACUAUCCACAACCGCAGUAUUUUCUCGGCAUUUUGCAUAAACCCGUAGAUCUAUUAUUUUGAUAGUUUGCACAACCUCCAUUAGAAUUUGCAUUUUGCCUUGUCACUACGCUGAAUAGUCCGUCCUUGUUCUGAAACAAGGUGCUCCAUCAUAUAUAUAUAUAUAUGUUACCGGAAAUUUGUAAAAUGCAGGCAUUGCAUAGAAUGCCUAGGCAUUAAAUAGAAUGAAUUGCAGUUUUAGGCAAAGUAUAAACUAUUUUAUUUUCGUGAUUAAGUUACAUACAUUGCCUAGGCAUUUUAUACAUUGCCUAGAUAAUAUAUAUCAUGACAAAUAUUUUUCAAGCAAAGUUUUAAAAGAGCGUAAUGAAAACGUUUUUGUUGGAAAAAACAUAUUUGAAAACGAAAGAUAACAAUGAAACCGGAGACCCAAGGUGGCAUCGAGCCAAUUGUUGCAGCAAGUAAGGCUGGAGUGCCAUUUUGAAUGGCACUUAAUUUCCUUUUUUUUUCAAACAAAGAAACUUCAUGUUUUUGCACCUUAUCUUGCGCAUACACCUCUCGUAUCUUUGAGCGCUUCCUGUUGACAGAGAAAUAGGAGCAGAUUGGAGGGGUAUUUCAUGGGCAGGGACGUCUUCAACUCUCAAUAAAUCUUUUGGACUCACAGUGAAAUGUGAUCUCGAAUACAAUAAUUUUUCAAUAUUCCUUGUGGAGUUCCAAGUCGGUAAAAGCCGUCUUCUGUCUCCGUCAUAACAACUGCCAACAGAUUGCGCGAUCCAACCCGUCCCUUGUCAACGUCAGGAAUAGGAACUCACACAGUCACUCCUAAAGGUGCAGGAGGGAUUUUUUUGCCAGAGUUUAUUUUCAUUUUUUGGUCUGUAAUUUAAGGUUUGAUUUAAUUUUUUUUCUAGCCUCUACAGCUAUCUUCAUCUUGAAACACAAGCUGCACAAAAUACCAAUACCAUAACCUUCUAUUUCCUCGUCUCCAUUGUCUUAAGCAGCGUCCCCACAGAUAACAUUAACAUUACUGUAACCGUUUCGGCAUGUUUGGACACCCAUGCUUUCUUUUAAGCAGACACAAAAAACACCAGAUUUUGAAGGCUCGUCGGUAACCAUGACGUCACAAUCAGUUUGGUCUCCCUCCCAUUAUUGGUUAUAUUCUCUUCAGUAUUCUGUGUAGUAGUCUCAGUAUUUUGCAACUGAUGAUUUGCUUCUUCCUGCUAUUUUAAUUGUAUUCUCUAUAUUAUUUUUUCGAGUUCUUCUUCAAUCUGUAUGUUUUGCAAUACCUCAAGGGGUAAGGAAGACUUGCGAGGCCCACUUUAGCUUUGCAUCCAAACAGAGCUUAACAAGGCGAUCUCUUAAUCCAAGAAUGAAAGGCCCUGCUCUUCAUAAGUUAGAUCCUUCAUCCCAGUGGUCCGUUUUUUCAUCUUGCAUCAAGGCACAUAGCAUGUUUUCGAUAUCUUGAUUAGCUUUUUCAACACUGCCCUGGCUGUGUGAGUCGCGCGGUUUAUCAUGCACGAUUUAAACUUUGGCAAGUACUUCUUUGGGCUGUUCACCACAUUGUUGGUAACUUCACGGCCAUUAUCGGACUGUAGAAUUGAUUAAGCUCCAAGCAAAGUAAAUAUUUCCACAAGUUUGUAGGCUGCCUCUUCCGCCCUCUUUGAUGUAAGAGCCUUUUGAACCACAAACUUUGUGAGAUGAUCUUGCUACACCAUUAUAAAUUUAUAUUCCCUGUCAGGAUUGGACUGAAAAUCGAUAAGUUCGACCUGACCAUGGAAGUUGAAUUCAGAAAAAAUCAUAGGCUUCACCACAACACCCUUUUUGACACGUUUGUAUCUUCUGGAACGGCUCACAAAGAUGGAGGCAAAGAUCAUUAUCAUUUUGUGUAAUGUUUUUAAACUUGAAUGAAAGUUCUUUCAACAUGCUGGCACUUCCUCCAUGUCCCAUGGCCCAAUAAGCUUCGUGAAGUACGUCAAAUAUUUCAGAAUCAGUGACAUAGAAUUGAAUAGCACUGUCGCCUUCUUUAACAUGACCGAUUAACUUACUUUUGUUCUCUACCGCCAUUAUAUCAUAGCAUUUCAGCAGCCAAUAGUCUCGUGGUUUUUUUCUGAGGUGUCAUCCAAGCCAUUUUCACAUCAUCCACCAAUUUUUGGUAACUAAUUUCCUUUAGAGAAGCAGUAUUGGCUCGUAAUUGAGAAAGAUCAUCGUAGAAUCGCCGUUGCAUGAUUCCUGAUCUGAAGCUACAAUCUUAUCUUCCAAAAUCUCAGCAGCCAUCUUGAAACAAUAGGGGUAGCGUCUUUGGCGGGAGUAGGGAGCACUUGUCUCACGAUCACCACGCCAACACCAAGCAAAGAAUCAAACAUAAAUGUCGGGAAGUUUUAUACAUUGCCGGGUCGCUCUUCGGUAAUCUAUAGAAUGCCUAGGAAAUGUGUGAAAUUUAAAACAUUUCAUACUUUGCCUACAAUUUUCAGGCAUUAUAUAUAAUUCCUAGGCAUUCUGUAUUUAUUCCACUUAGUUUUUACAUGGAUUGAUGGAUCUUGAACAAAAUUGGCACAUAUAUCCAUCAUUAUUCGGUAGGAACUCAAAAGGGGAUAUGAACUUUUUUAUUACAUUCUGUUUUGGACCUUGGGGCCCAAAAUGUAGUUUUUUUCCUAUAUGAGCUAUAUAAAAUUAAUUAGAAACAAAUACUCCUAAGGGAAUGGAUGGAACUUGACCAAACUUAGAACACAUACGCUUUAUUAUCCGUAAUCAAAUACCGAAUGGUACUUAACACAUAAUAUCCAUUCGUAGGGGUCCGGGGGCCCCAUUUAAUUUGUUCUUAUUUUUGCUAUAUAAAUAUCAAUAGGCUUAAUACUUCUACAUGAAUGGAUGGAUCUUGUAGAAACUUAUUACACUUGCACUUAAUUAUUCAUUUUCAAUUAAGGAUGGGUACUGAACUCGUAACAUCCAUUUCUCGGGGGCCGGGGCCCCAGUUCAUUUUUCCUUAUAAAAGCUAUAUGAAUAUCAUUAGAGCUAGCCAACUACUUUGGUCCUAUGUGAAUCGAUAGACCUAGGCCUAGCUUUGUGCAUUACCCUUCUUAGUCCGUAUUGAAAUAUCGGUGGAUGUAAAACUAAAUAUAUCAAACCUAGAUUUUUCCAGAAAAUUCGAUAGUUUUACAAAUCUGUAUCUAAGGCAUUUGUAAAUGCAUUUGAAUGGGACAAAUUUAAAUUUAACUUCAUAACUUAUCUAAAUGCUUUUUAUAGGGCCCCAUCUCAGGCAAAUUCGGUACAAUUAUGGAAUCGCCCCCUCCCCCCCCCCCGGGCCACUCUUUCAACUUGAAUGUACGAGAUGUAUAGUUUUACAUUUGGUUGUAUACUUUUUCGUAUUUGAAAAGUAAUUACUUAGAAAAGACAUUUUUACACGUUUCAAGGAGGCUAUUUCAUUUAAACUGGAAUGUAACAGAAAUUUCUAUAGCGAUAAUUUAAAAAAAGCUUGAUCUAUGGCAUUUUUUUAAAACCGAUUUUAAAGCGACAAAUUUUAAAUUUAAACUCUAUAAUUUAUCUGAAUGAUUUUUAAGCCUCCUCUUCCCCCCUCCAUCUCAGACAUAACUAAAAUGUACUUUAUUAAUCCGGGGCCCCUUUUUUAAAGUUAAAUGUACUAUAGUUAUAGUAGUGCAAAUUAGUUGUAUAAUAUUUCUUUUUUGAAAAAUAAUUACUUAGAAAAAUAGUUUUCUAUAGGUUUCAUGGAGAAUUUUAAAAUUAAGUCUAGAAUCUUUCAGAGGGCUCUAUAUUCUUCAAAGGGGUUAUAUAACGUGAUCUAAAAGCUAAUUCGAACAGAAUCGCACUGAGCAUGAUCGCAUAGAGGAAUUAGAUCGUAAUGGGGAGCGAGAUCCAUUAGUAUACUGGAACCCAUCGGUAACGCGAUUUCAUCGGUUAUCUGGAUCAAACCAGGAUCGGGAUCCUAUCGGAAAACGGGAUAAAAUUGGAAAAGGGGUUCCCUAGGGAGAUGGGAUCCCAUAGAGAACGAUACCCGAAUGGUAUCGGUAGCCCAUCGGGAUCCCACUGGGUUAAGACACCGAAGGGAUCGGAAUCACACCGAACUUUUUAUAACAUUUCGUUUGGGGACCGGGUGGCCCCGAAUUCGUUUUUUUCCUUAUAUGAGAUUUAUAAAUAAAAUUAACAACAAAUACUUCUACAUGAUUCGAUGGAUCUUGACCAAACUUAGUACACAUAUACUGUAUUAUCCAUAUUCAAAUAAAAAAAAAGGGUACAGAACUCAUAAUAUCCAUUUUUCUGGGCCGAAGGCACCAGUUCAUGUUUUCCUUAUAUAACCUAUAUAAAUAUCAGCAGGGCUGGACAACAAUAUAGGUUGUAUGUGAAUUUAUGGAUCUAAGCCUAGCUUUGUUCAUUACUCUUCUUAGUCCGUAGUGAAAUAUCGGUGGAUUUAAACAUAAUAGUAUCCAAUCUAGAAUUUUCCAGAAAGUUUGUUAAUGUUAAGAAGCUAUAUCUAUGUCAUUUUUAAAUUGAUUUUAAUGGGAAAAAAAAAUAAAUUUUAAUUCUUUAAUUAUUUGAAUGAUUUUUUUACCGUCCCCGCUCUUCAGACAUAUUAAAAAUGUACAUUAUCAAAUGGGCCCACACCGUGGCCCCUAUUUUAAUUGAACUGUACUAUAGUUAUAGUUGUGAAAAUGUAGAAUCUUCCAGAAAGUUGUAUAUUGUUCUAAGGGGUUAUAAAACUUGAUCUAAAAGUUAAUUCCAACAGAAUCGAACUAAGCAUGAUCCCAUAGAGAAAUAAGAUGCUAAUGGGGAGCGAGAUCCAUUAGUAUACUGGAACCCAUCGGUAACGCGAUUCCAUCUGGUAACAGGACAAAGCCGGGAUUGGGAUCCUAUCUGGAAUCGAGAUAAAAUGGAAAAGAGGGUCCAUAGAUGAAACGGGAUCCCAUAGAGAAUGGUAUCCUAAUGAAAUCGACAGCCCAUCGGGAUCCAACAAGAUCGGGAUCCCAUCGGAAUCGAGAUACCGACCGGAUCGGGAUCCCACUGGGAUAUGGAUCCCCCUGGAUCCGGAGCCACAAGAAAAUGGGAUCCCACCGGGAUCACACCGGGAAACGGGAUUACGUCAGGAUCGGAGUAAAAAAGGAAUCGGGGUCCCAUUGGGAUAGGGGUCCCACCAGGAUCGGGGUUCUAAUGCAACCCCGGGCUACGAUGGGUAUAUAUGCUAGUAUUUUAAUAAUUGAAGACCGAAAAUAAUCUGGUACUGGUACAUUCCAGAGAUGAACAUCUGAUAAAAUGAGCCAGUUUUUGUCAUUAACCAUUACGCUUUUCUCUGCUGACAGCCACUUGGUCGUGUAGAUUAGUGCACGCUGUGUGGCAUGAUAUAAUAAUCUUGAACAGUAAAAAUGCUUAAAUUUUGUCAUGUUCAAGACAACAAACAAACAAAUUACUGACGACAGUUCAAAAACAACAGUCAGAGCCCUGCCUAAAUACAACAGAGAAAGCUAGGAGGUAAAACCCAGCAGUCGAAAUAUGACAAUCGUGCACAAAUGGUAAAGGGCGAUACUAGUGACGAAUGUGGGAAAAUAUUAUUUUUUGAGUAAUUCUGGGUUUCGAUAUAUAAUAUUGCAUAUGUAUUUAAUAAACUCUUCUUUUUUUAAAUUUUAAAUAAAUAAUAGAGAAUUAAUCAUGAAAAAAUUGAAAAUUGUGAUAAAUGAUAUAUAUUUUUUAAACCUAUAAAAGGCUAAAAAUGUAUUUUUGAUGUUUUUACUGAUUCUUAAACUUAGAAUCACCCAACUACACAAUAUUUGUUAUCAAUGGAAAACCCAAAUUUCUCAGAAUUUAGAUAAAUAUAGCCUCCUGUCACUUACGGAAGUUACCGAACACUUCAAUCGUCAUGGAACAAUGACUAUUUUUUCUGAACUAAACAUAUGUUCAUCUCAUUUCUGACGCAUCAAUCAUAAACUUUUAAUAAAGCACACAUUUGUAAUGGUUACAGAUGUGAAAAAUGUACGUGUGAUCGAUUAUCCUUUUAUGAAUUUCGGUGAGAGUAUCACCCAUAAAAUGGAUUUCACCCGGUGCAGUCCGUGCCCCCUCCCACAACCCCCUCGCUACGCCACUGGUGGGGAUUCAGCAUGUCUUAUAUUUUAAAAAGUUAUAUUUUUAGAUUUUAGUCUUUUCAUCUGUCGCUCUGCAACAACGAGGAACAAGGAUGAUAAAAAUUAUUGAAGCGAAUCGGUGCUGUCUCACAAUGAUAACAGGGGAAAAUUGCACUUGGGUCAAGAAAUUAUGCUUUUAAUCGUGGUGCACUGGGGCACGUUAUGGUCCUAACAGUAAUGUGAAAGCUUCACAUUUGUAAAAUAUAUUUUAUUCCCAGACUCGGUGUGUCAAAGAGAUAAGUUCACGUACGGCCGUGAUUGUGAACACAUCUGUAACUGUGCUGUAGAAGGUGAAAAGUGUUUUGUUAGUACAGGAAACUGUCCAUCUGGAUGUAAGGCUGGAUUUUA